Molecule: messenger RNA, 2540 nt
Organism: Fukomys damarensis (Damara mole-rat)
Lineage: Eukaryota; Metazoa; Chordata; Mammalia; Rodentia; Bathyergidae
Gene: Cfap418
Product: chromosome unknown C8orf37 homolog
Exons: 6
Coding region: 1-642 (213 amino acids)
Cellular component (GO): cytosol
Source: RefSeq, a predicted model, not a curated record
AUGCGCGGCGAGGAGAAGGACUUGGAUGAGCUCUUGGAUGAAGUCGAGUCCAGGUUUUUCAGACGCGACCCAAUGACACCGGACGUGGACCAGCGGCCCGAGGGCGGCGGCGGCGGCGGCGGCACCCACAACAGCAACUGGAACCUAACCCAGGCGAAAGAGAAUCUAAGAUCAACAGAAACGUUUAAAAAAGAAGAUGAUCUUGAUGGUCUUAUUAAUGAAAUAUUUGAAGAGCCCAACUUUGACAAAAAAACUUUUCAGAAAUUAAAAUCUAAAUCUUCAUGUGACACAUCUGUCAGAGCUUGUCUUCAAGCCCCGCAUAAAAGUUGCAGCCCAGUGUACCUCGGUGGAAGCACAGUUCCAUGUGGGAUUGGAACACAUACUUCACAGAGAGCAUGUGACUGUCUACGUUGUAUAGCCUGUGAUUUCAGGGUAGUGAGCUACAAUGACUACAUGUGGGACAAAUCAUGUGAUUAUCUGUUUUUCAGGAACAACAUGCCAGAAUUCCACAAGUUAAAAGCAAAGUUGGUAAAGAAGAAAGGAACACGGGCAUAUGCCUGCCAGUGUAGCUGGAGAACUGUGGAAGAACUGACGGACCUGCAGACAGAGCAUCAGCUUCGUUGGGUUUGUGGUAAACAUUAGGGAUGCACUUUGCUCAUUUGUGUAAAGGCAUCCAUGAACCCAGCCUCCAGCCGUCCUGUUUAUGUGGAAGUACAUAGCAAAGGGUGAUUUUCAUUUAACUACACACAUUUUUGAAGACCAGAUGGACCGAGGAAGACCGUGUACUCUUAACAUUUUGGAAUUACUCCUUUUUGAUAUAUGGAUGUUUCACUUGGUAAGAUAACAAACACCCAAAUUCUUUACUAGCCUGUCUCCUAUUAAAUGGACAUUUAAUUAUGGACUUUGGUACAAACGUAUAGCCUGUCAUUAGCAGUUGUGGCCUUGCUUCCUGGUAUAGUUGGUGUAAACUUUGUGUGUAGUAGGAAGGGGAGGAAGCUGGUCAGGGCAGAGAGGUCACUGCAGGAGUUUACAGCACCUCCUCCAGCCAGAGCUGUGGUUUCCAGAGAUCCUAAUGCAGAUGGCAAAAGCCACAAGAUCGUGUCCAGCUGAAGGGUUGUCAGGAGUACUGCGCGUUCCAGAAUACUGCCUUCUAGCUCAUCUUACCUCACAUCUUACAGCAGUGUUAUGCACAAUAACAAGUGCAUAGUGACAGUUUUAUCUUAUUUCACUUUUUGUUGAUCUAAAUAUCAGAUCUUGAUAUUUGGGGGGGGUUGGUACUGGGGAAUCAAACUCAGGACCUUGCGCUUAGAUAUUUAGGCUUCUAUCUGAACACAUACCCUUUAUAUAAAAAAGUCUUUGGCAUACCUAAAAUCACAAAAAUCCUGCUGCAACUUGUUGGAUUUUUCAAGUACUCUUUAGCCUUUAAUGCUUAAAAUGUCAUCAAGUGAAAGUAAAAGCAUUUUUUCAGGCAGCCUGAGACUCUUCUGCUAGGAUCAGGUUGAUACAUUAUUUAUUAAAUGAAUUCACGAAAGAGACAUAAGGUAUAACAUACCAGCAGUUAGCCUAUUGGGAUUCUUGAUAUGACUGAGACUUAGGGAAGGAAAUCAGUUACUUCACAGCACCCAGAUCCCAGCCCUGUCAAGAGAUGGGGGAUUUUCCAGUCUGCCCAAACUCCUAAUACAAGUCUACAGUUUGGUUCAAAUUUGUGACACAGGAUGCACAGAAAAGGAGGAAUUUUUAACAGAGUUAUGAUCAACUUGGUCUUAUGCCAGUUCCAUUUCAGUGCCAUUCUACAGCAAGGAAUAUCUGAUUAUUAAAAGCCUCCUAGUGGUGUAAUCCCAGCACUCUGGGAGGCUGAAGCAGGAGGGUCCCAAGUGUGAGUCUAGCCCAGGCAACUUAGUGAGGCCCUUCCUUAAAAUUUUUUGGCUCAGUGCAAAGGCCUUGGGUUCAGUCUACAGUAUUGGGGGAAAAGGAGUGUUUGUGUAGCCGUGACACAUUGUAAAACUUACUGUGGUUAAAUCUGGCGCUGCAACAGAACAGCUUACAGUGGCUGAUGCUCACAUUUUUGUAUUAAAGAUAUGUUUGCAGAUUUUAUCUGUCAAUAAAAAAAUUUAAUUUCCAUAAUUAUAUGUGUGUAAUUGUGUCAGAAAUAUUGAGGAUUUGGAUUAAAAUAAUUUCUUCCAAAACAUGGCAGGCCAACAAGAUCCAUGUAUUCAGGACCUCAUGGACUUUGCCAUGUUUAUCAUAAUUAUGAUCAUUUCUUUUAUAUCAGUGAGCAAACUUUCUAAAUCAUUAAUUUGUAAAUAUUUUAACCAAUUUUUCUUCUAAAGGGAUGAAAUUGUCCUGUUCUAUUAUUUCUGUUCUGAAACCUGGACAUGUUACUCAUGUUUGACAUUCGUAACAUAGUAAUUAUAAUAAUUCUCUAAUGUCAGAAACUCAUAUUUGAGUUUUGUUGGCAAUUUAUAAGGUCUUCAAUAUUGCACUUUUUAUCUAAAAUAUAGAAAUUAUUGUUUUGUUUGUUUUGGUUUUUUGAGACAGGG